Danaus plexippus (monarch butterfly) is the source of this 2165-nucleotide messenger RNA. RefSeq names its product proton-coupled zinc antiporter SLC30A1 (gene ZnT77C). The record is from RefSeq and is a predicted model, not a curated record. Gene Ontology annotation, cellular component: membrane. The coding region runs from base 342 to 1418 and encodes 358 amino acids. Gene Ontology annotation, molecular function: zinc ion transmembrane transporter activity. The transcript is spliced from 8 exons. Gene Ontology annotation, biological process: zinc ion transmembrane transport; detoxification of zinc ion; intracellular zinc ion homeostasis. NCBI's taxonomy places the organism in Eukaryota, Metazoa, Arthropoda, Insecta, Lepidoptera, Nymphalidae.
AAGACGAUGCGACACCAAUCGCCAGUGGCACGUCGAGUGGCUCGGGUAGGUGAGCGAUGGAGUGCCGAGUGGCUUUGGGCUCAGUCGGUGCUCAUGAGCUCCGUAGCUAAGGCUUAUCGGAAGAAAUUGGUGUCGAUAAGACGCGCACGUUGAGCCUUCAGUGCCGCCGCAGACGCCGGCGCACGAACAUUUCCCCGGUUGACGUAACGACACACGUUUUCAAAAUAUAAACAAUUGGCUGCUAUGCUUGGUGAGGGGCAGUGUUUGGUAAACUUGAGUGUUGUGAGCUGUUUUACUUUAAGCUGUGCGUCCAGCUAAUCAUAAACGAUAUAGAAUAAGCUAUGGCUAUGAAAGAAUGGUUGCAGUGGCUCCCACCUCCUCGCUCCUUGAUGGCACUGCUCAUAGCCAUCACAGGCUUCGGCGGUCGCAUGUGCGCAGCUUACGUCACCCACUCACCGACUCUCCUAGUGGAUGCCUGUCACUCCUUGUGCAGGCUGGUAGGCCUCGUCACCACACUGCUGGCCUAUAAGUACCAAAGGGCUGAUGAAGGAGCCGGGCGCGAGGGUCGUCUUCGGAACACCUUCGGCUGGACCCGUAUCGAGGUGGUUGGGAGGUUGUCCGUCCACGUGCUCUUCGCCUCCUUCGCUUUAGCGCUGGUGGUGAACGCUCUCCAGCUGGGAGUCCAUUCUUCACACGUCACCCCACCCAAAUUCCCCCGGGUCAUAGUCCUUAGCGCUGUUGUUGGACUGUUGUUACACGCUACUAACUAUAUGCUACUCGCUGGUCGAGAGUUAAGUUACAGUCGUCGGCUGAGUAUUGCCGAAGGUGGAGAUGUGGUUCUGAAGAGUGGAACCGCUGAGCCUGUACUGGCACACGCGCCCACCGAUAUAGCUAGCAGUUUGUUCGUGAUGGCCGCCGGUCUGACGCUAGAGUGGGAGCCGGUAGCCGCGAGGAUAGCUGACCCGGCGCUGUCAGCAGCCGCCGCCAUCACCCUCGUUAUAUUCAACUAUCCAUUCAUGCGUUCCGCCGGGCUGGUGUUGUUGCAGACCGUGCCGGAGGGUCUGGGCGCGGGCUCCCUCCGCGAGGCCGCCCUCCGAGUCCGAGGAGUUCUCGCCGUCCACGAGCUACACGUGUGGCAACUUCACCGAGACAGGAUUGUUGCCACGGCUCACAUAUUCUACGAAUCACCUGAGGACUACCUGAGUAGCGCCGGCCUCGUCUGUGAUGUAUUCAGGCGCCACGGCAUCAGCUUGGUGACUCUUCAACCGGAGUUCAUAGUCUCAGCGGAUUCAGAUGCGGAAGAGAGGAAGAUGUUAAUCGAAUUCGCGAACACGGCCUGCUCCUGUCCUUGCGCCAAGGACUGCUCGGCCCCGCGAUGCUGCCAGGCCCCGCGGCGACCGUCCGUCACACGCGUCUGAACGCACGUCAACGAUUUACAAAAUAAUUCACACAGGGUAUAGAACGUUAUUAUGUGACUCGACGUCACUUAUGAAAUAACAAAGGCUUGUAAAUAUAAUGAACCAUGGAUACGUCUAGCUCAAUUUUAUCGAUAAUAUUUUAUGUGUAUAGUAAUUAAUAUAAGCUAAGUAAGUGUCACGGACGUACAACCAAAGAACGGUAUCUGCUGACCGUGGAAGAUUCAUGAGAUGUUGUGGAGUAUUUUAAUUUAGCAUGUGUUAUAAUAAAGAGACAAAUGUUUACAUAUAUUGAUAUAUAAUGUCACAUUCGAAUAAAACUGAAUUAUUGUGAAGUGGUGUGAAAGUAUUUUAUAGUAAAAGUAUUGAUAAAUCUAAAAGUUCCUGCUGAAAAUGAUGCUCUGGGCGCUCACUUCGUAAACAAAAUAUAUAUUGAAACCAUAAACUAUUGUAUGUACACAUGUAUUGUUGUCAUAAUAUGUAUCGGCGGCCGCUCCGUCUUUUUAAUUCACUAUUUUUGGCUUAAAGUCUUAUUAUGUUUUAUAUCCACACCCCGGCAUGUAUGUAUAUUGCCUUCUUGCUCGCCAUGGAACUGCUACAAAAUAAUUGUGAUGCUAAUUGUUUUAGACAGUAUUGUGUUUUAUAUGUAAGUUGGUUGGAAACUGACUCAUGUACAAAUUGACUUUUUGAAUAAAAUAAUUGUCGACAUGCCGCCUGUUAUUAAACGGAUAGUGACGUGAGGUAAAAAUA